AUGAAUUUUCCGGUGAUCAAAGUUUUCUUUAUUUGUGCAAUAACCAGUAUACAGGCGAAACCACAGUAUAUUGUUGACAUCAUAGACGUCGAAUGGAAUGUAACCACUGAGAACUUGGAUAUGGAAUGGGCAAUUUCACAACCUAAACGUGGAGUUUUUGCCGUCACUGGAUUUAUGGAUUUCAAAGAAGAUAUCGAUACAGACAAUGCCAAGGGUUGGGUCAAUAUCUACUACAGCUCCAAUGCCGUUUCCUACAUGUUGACACCGUUCCGAAUACCGCCCACAGUGUUCACAGACGGUGUUAAUUUUCUGUACAAACAUUAUUUAAUGGACGAAUUAAAGGAAUGUUGUGAAAAUCCAAUCGAUUUUGUAGAUAAAUUUGUGGAACCUUUAACCAAACGUCGAAUGAUUUGUGAGAACUGUUUACUGCCAAGUGAUAAUUUCCCCACACACAUGCGUAUGGGAUUCUAUAAGUUGGAGGGAAUUUCAGUGGGUGAAAUCGGUUUUGCACUGACGCUGACCAUGAAACUGGAGAGAGAAUAA
This is a messenger RNA of Calliphora vicina (urban bluebottle blowfly), 543 nucleotides long. RefSeq lists its product as uncharacterized. The transcript is spliced from 2 exons. Lineage: Eukaryota; Metazoa; Arthropoda; Insecta; Diptera; Calliphoridae. The record is from RefSeq and is a predicted model, not a curated record. The coding region runs from base 1 to 543 and encodes 180 amino acids.